Molecule: messenger RNA, 2492 nt
Organism: Arachis ipaensis
Lineage: Eukaryota; Viridiplantae; Streptophyta; Magnoliopsida; Fabales; Fabaceae
Source: RefSeq, a predicted model, not a curated record
CUCUCCAUCUAGUCUAUCGCUUUCGUCGCUGCAUCUACCAAUGGAGCCUUAUGUUUUUUUUUUUAAUUCUGUUUUUAAAUUCUGUUUAUUUUUCAUAAUUUGUUGUUAUGAUUAUGAUUUUUAAAUUCUGUUUUAAAAUUUUUCAAGUCUUAGGUUUUUUAUUUUUCAAUUCUGGUUCUAAAUUCUGUUUAUUUGUCAUAGUUUGUUGUCAUAAUUCCGUGUUUAAUCUGAUUAUUUGUUACUUGCUAAUUUUUGUUAGGAUUAUUUGUUUUUGGCUCUGAUUGUUUAAUUUCAUUGUUCUUGUUCUCGCUGAAUUUUAAUCUGAUUAUUUGUUAUGUGCUUAGUUUUUGUUAUGAUUUUUUGUUCUUGCCUCUGUUGUUUUAAUUUGAUUUUUUUUGUAGUGCUGAUAAUUAAUUCUUGGGACUGAUUAUUGAUUAUUGUUUUUUAAUCUGAUUAUAUGGAUUAUUGAUUCUGCACAAGAUGAUCUGAAAGAGGAGGCAAUGAGUUCCCCCAAGUCCCUCUGAAUUCACUUCAUAUUUUAUAUUCAUUUGUCACAAUUAUGUGAACUUAAUUUGUUGAUUUGGGAAUCUCAACAUUGAGCUAACAUUUUCACAUCUCAUUGACUGCCUUGUUCUUUUUCAUUUUGUAGGCAGAGUUUUGUCUUUUUGAAGUAGUGAAUUAAUUCUUGCAUCUGGAUAUUUGAAAAUUUAGGAAAUGUCUUCUUGUUCCUCUUUUUCUUCUCACCUGUGCCAACUUUCUAUACGAUAAUAAAGAAGUCGGGGAGGAAUUCAAUCCUGAUCCGUCCAUAGCAACUGUGAUGAACUGUGCAUUUUGGGGUGUUCUACGGGCUUCCUUUUGUGCACUCUCGCGGCCUCACAGCAUUCUAGUCCUCACCAUCAAUUGCGUUGGCUGUUGAUUUGAGUUUAUCUAUCUCACUAUAUAUUACAUUUAUGCCCCCAACAAAGGACGUGAAUUCCAGGAAUAAUGUACCUAGCUCGAAUUUGAUUUGUGCGAGUAGUAUUCCCAGGAAUUUGAUUUCUAGUAACACAAACCAAUCCAUGGACCAAACACAUGGUUUGGGUAUGGGAAAAAGGAAGGGGGCAGGGUAGGUACCGGUCCCCAUGGGCCCUGUUGCCAUCUUUAUUUUGCCUCAUUCCUUGUUGCCCUACUAUUUCUCUUCUGAUCUCUUCCACAAUCUACUUUUCUAGGAUAGAAAAUGACCAUUUCCUAUGCUCACAUGCUUCGAUUUUCCACUAGUUUCUUCAAUGGCAAGCUAUCAUUUACCAGUGACAAUAAGGGGAGAAGGACACAACUCUUACCUUUUGCUUCGUUGAAAAGACCAGACAAUAAUAUUAUCAUUGACCCCAAGGUAGACUCUCUGCAAGACGGUGUAAAAUGGGAUGAUAAAGGUUUGGCUGUGGCAAUAGCUCGGAAUGUUGAUACUGGAGCCAUAUUAAUGCAAGGUUUUGCAAAUAGAGAAGCAGUGUUUUCAACCCUAUCUUCCCGGAAGGCUACGUUUUUUAGUCGGUCACUGUCAACAUUGUGGACCAAAGGAGAGACUUCUAAUAAUUAUAUAAAUAUUCACGAUGUCUUUCUUGACUGUGAUCGUGAGUCUAUAAUAUACCUAGGGAAACCAGAUGGACCUACCUGCCACACAGGGGCAGAAACAUGCUAUUAUACAUCAGUUUUUGACUCACUAAAACAGCAAGAGAUCGAAAGAAAUAGGUUGGCAUUAUCCUCUUUGUAUUCAUUAGAGUCGACGAUCUCCCAACGCAAAGUAGAGUUAGCAGAAGAGAAUGGAAAGCCCUCAUGGACUAAGCGAUUAUUGAUCAAUGAUAAGUUGUUGUGUUCUAAAAUCAGGGAAGAGGCAAAUGAGUUGUGUCAGACACUAGAGAACAACGAGGAUAGGUUACGUACUGCUUCAGAGAUGGCUGAUGUACUCUAUCAUGCCAUGGUACUGUUGACAGUGAAAGAUGUCAAAGUAGAUGUUCUGCAGGUUCUUCGGCAGAGAUUUUCCCAAUCUGGUAUCGAGGAAAAGAAAAGUCGAGUAUCCAAGAAAUCAGAGCAAGAUUGAACUUAAUGUUAAGUACAUAUCUCAAGCACUGCAUUCGGAUUUUUUGACAAAUCCGGAUGUACCAUAGGCGUUCUUACCAUUGUGACUACUGAGUUAUGCUAUUGUUCAACAAGGUUGAGUUUGAGAAUGUCGAGCACCAUGUUGAUGUUACUUUUCAUCCUCCCUAAUAGAUAUGAGAUGUACACUAUUUAGAGGUUUUGUUAAGUUACUUGAGGUAUUGCAUUCGUGCUUAUAUAUAGCAAGAUAUAAUUCUGUAUUGAAGACUUUGCGGUAUAACUCUUCGUCUUUGUAGUUCUGUUGUGUGAGAUGGAUUGUUAUACUUGUAUCUGUGUCAUAUUUUGGUUAUUCUACUGUUUCUUUUGUCGUAUUGUUCACUAUUAUGGCUAAAUUUUUACAUUGGAAAAAAUAUUGGUGUUUU